AUGCCACAGCUUGUGCUCCAGAGCGCAGAGCGCUCUGCUGCUUCCAUGACACCCAGGACGAACUCCAUCACGACCCCCGUGGAAGCUACUUCAUCCUCCAACCUCGACCUCCUCGACCGAGCUCGAUCUCCAACUGAAGUCCCUGUAGGCGAUAGUCCAACCGUUGGUCGCAUCAUUCGUUCUAGCCCGACUUCUCCAUUCCCUGGCACACUGUCAUUCUCGGGUCCCAGAUCUCCGCGACCAGCUAUUUCGAGUCCACUCACGGCCGCCGUCAACUUUCCUAACGGACAGGCAACACCCAGUCCCAGGACAGUCGUGUUUCCGACCCGAUCAACUCCGACGCCAACAUAUCGAGUCAACCAGGAGUCCGAGAAUAAAUCGAGCCUUGUUAAGCAGACCUCGUUCUACAGCGACUCUUCUGACGAAGGAUCACCGGAACCUCAUAGUCCUAGACAGGGCUACCAAGGCAGCUCGAAUGUGUUGCGAACCGUCUCCGAACCCAUAACUUCGAAGCCUGUUCCAGGCUCAGAUCCAACAAUCCGGUCACCGAUGGCUGGCCCGGUAGCUGCGGCUCAGGCCGAGUCCUUCAAAGGGGUUGCUCGAAAUUCCUCUAUCGACUCUGCGAUCUCAGCCAUUUCAACCAAGUCCGGCACAGGUGGCAACCAAGAUGGUCAGCAUGGGCCCUCAGAGAUCAGUCAUCUUAUCAAGACAGCAGGCAGCCCUGAAUCUCUCAUCCAGUACUUACUAAAAGAGAAGCAUUCUCAAUCACAACAAAACAGCCAGCUAUGGCGUCUCGUGGACAAACAACGGGCCAUGAUUCUCGGACUCAACAAGGACCUGGAAAGAGCCCUGAAAGAUAAGGAAAAGUACAGGAGGAAGUUGAAAGAAGUUAUUUCGCUCCCGUCUGUCUCAGUACCUUCACAAGAUGACGGCAAAGACCUUGUUCAAGCACCUAUACCAGCGCUUCCUCGGGUUGAUAUAGAACGAAACAAGGAACAAAGAAUAACCCCAGAAUCCCCGAUUCUCGAAGCCGACAGCCCUAGAAAUUCGCCGAUCGAUAUCACCAUGGCGCCUUACCCCAUCACUCCUCCAGCAGACCAGCUUAGCGCUCCACAUUCGGCUGUGGGCGAGUUGUUGAAUCCUGCGCAUGCCAUGCCCAAGCCGCAAGAUCAUGCCUUAGACAAGUACGACCAUGAGGCAGACGAGCGGGCAGCUGAGGAGGCACGGAAGGAGGGGCUGGAGAAGCUGGAGGAACCCCUCAAGGAAAUUCCGUACAAUGUGGCUAUUCCUCCUUCGCGUAGCAUUCCUAGCGAACCACCUAAGAUGCCACCACCUAAACCACCAGUGUCGCAUCUUCCUACUUUUGCGGUUCUCGAGGCUACCCCGCAGCCUGAUGAAGGACUUUCGAAGUUCCCUGUGCCACCACCGAGAAAACCACCUCCUGCGCCUCUUAAAUUGCACCAGGAAAUGAGAACGCAGCUCAGCCCGUCGCCCGAAGACGGAGAGACCGAAUCUGAUUAUGACGACAUCUUGGAAGUUGAUGAGAUUGUUAACGAUCGACGUGGUCGCCGAAGAACGCGCGAAGAGGAUGAUCGAGAUCGUGAGAUCAUAGCGUUCAAAGAGGCUGCCGCGCGCAGUGCGUCCAAGAAGAGCAAGUCUAGCCAACCUGGAUCUCCCAGAGAAACGGUGCCUGGGGUCCAUGCGCAGGAGCUCGCGACAGCCUCACUUGGAGAAAUGCUCAGCGCAACGGUCACAAGGGAAAUCCCUGCGCCUUUGUUGAGCCCGGGUCUACCCGCAAGCCCUCGACCUUCUAAUAUCGGUUCGCCGCCUAUGUCCCCAAGAUCAAUAGCCUUUCAAGCUGCGCCUCUAUCUCCAAGACCACCUCGUCAACCUAUCCCACUUCCACCAAAUACUCCUCUAGUAACUCCUGCCGUGAAUUCAGCAAGAGCCUCCGGAACUAGCACCGUCUCUGAGGACUCCUCAUCGUCACAAAAGCAAAGCGUUCCUGGCCAUUUGGAUAACCUUCAGGCCAGAAUGUCAAGUCCAAACAGCGACCGCACUGAGAUUUACAAAGGUCUAGUGACGGAGGAGUACCCCGAUCUUCUACUUCCGCCAAACGCCUUGCCCUCGAUCAAAAUUGUGGUUGCAUCGUCACGCAUGAAACCGUCACGAGCGAGCAUGAUGUCACUUACACAGCUCGAGGAAGACCCUGUUUUUACACUCGCCAUUAUCUCGCGAUCCGACAACGGCGAGCUCUGGCGAGUUGAGAAGGACCUGGCUUCACUUACACGACUUGAUCAGAAGCUGAAGCAGUGUACUUCGUAUACGGUCAGAGCCCCUGAUCGUUCCCUUUUCAGCGGGCAUGCGCCGGCAAAGCUCGAUGCUCGUAGGACGAUCCUGGAGCAAUUUAUGGACGACAUCCUUGAAAUACCCUUCGACUCAAAAACUGCUGUCGAGCUUUGCAAAUAUCUGUCAACUCAAGUUCUCCCACCUAAUCUGGAUGAUGCGGCGUCUUUGGGUGACUCCAUUACUGAGGCCACAGGGAACAAGAUAGGACCUGAUGGGCGGCCUCGUCGCAGCGGUUAUUUGACCAAGAAGGGCAAGAAUUUCGGUGGCUGGAAAGCCCGAUAUUUCGUUCUCAAUGGACCACUCUUGAAGUAUUAUGAAGUGCCAGGAGGUGCGCAUUUGGGAACUAUCAAGCUUCAGGGCGCUCAGAUCGGCAAGCAAAACCAGAAUGCCGAAACCCAGUCACCAGCACACCCUACUAACGGAGACGAGCUGGACAACCAAUUUCGCCAUGCAUUCCUUAUUCUGGAACCCAAGAAGAAGGAUACGAGCAGUCACUUCAGACAUGUUCUUUGUGCCGAGAGUGAUAGAGAGCGGGAUCUUUGGGUAGAUGCCCUUCUGCAAUGGGUUGAUUACCGUGAUCCAGAUGCUCCUGAACCAACGCCUUCAAGGACUGGGCCAGUCCAGGACCACCGUCACGCACAGCCUGUCGAACGACCCGCCCCAGGCAAAGUUCGAAAGACACCUGGAAAGUCACUCCACCACCCGUCAGACUCGGAUACGUUGGUUGGUGUUCGAUAUGAUACUACCCAACCAGGAGAUGCUCCUCAGGUUACUGGCCCUGCUCGACCAAAGACCUCGGGCGGCUUACCUGAUAACCACCACCACCACAAUGCAUUCGAAAGCUUUUCAUCAUCCCAAAGCAAGAUCAUUUCGGGCCCCAGAGACCCGCAGCCCAUAUCCGACCUAGGCGCUUGGGGACACAAACCAAACCUGGGCCCGACAGCUGACGAGAAAAAACAAAGAAAGCGAAGUUUCUUCGGCUUUGGGCCAAAGGCUCGCUCGUCAUCCGAGGGUCAAGAUUCUUUGUUUGGUGGCAGUGAGGGUGGUGCAAACGCGACGCCGCCGCAAAACUCUUACCAAGGCCCUGUACGACAAGCCUUUGGUGCGCCCUUGGCAGAGGCUGUUCGAUUCUGCUCCCCUACUGACGUAAAUGUACCUCUUCCUGCUGUUGUGUUCAGAUGUAUCCAAUACCUGGAUUCUAAGAAUGCCAUUCUUGAAGAGGGAAUCUUCCGUCUGAGUGGAUCGAACAUUGUCAUCAAGCAGCUUCGAGAGCGGUUCAAUGUCGAGGGUGAUAUCAACCUGGUAACAGAUCGCCAGUACUAUGACAUCCAUGCUGUGGCUUCGUUACUCAAGCUGUACCUGCGAGAGCUCCCGACAACGAUACUGACUAGAGAUCUACAUAAUGAGUUUUUGACAACAAUGGAGAUCACGGACCACGCAGAGAAGAUGGUGGCAUUAGGGGAGCUAGUCCAUCGACUCCCUCAAGCCAACGCCACGCUGCUCAAAUAUUUGAUUGGAUUCCUCAUCAAAAUCAUCAACAAUGCGGACAUAAAUAAGAUGACUGUCCGUAACGUUGGCAUUGUCUUCUCACCAACCCUCAACAUCCCGGCACCCGUUUUUGCCAUGUUCCUACAAAACUACGAGGGCAUUUUCGGCAUCGAUCCUGAGGUUUACGAGCUUCCUUCUCCCGUCUCCGAGCCUGAAUUGCAGCGUUUUGAGGCGCCGCCGCGAUUUGACCUUCCUGCUCGCCCCUCUACAUCCGGAAGCUCGUCUCCCCAUGGUAGUCAGAUGCGGAAAGACAAUGUCCGGGAAUUGCAGCGAACCACUCCUACCCCUCCCCUUCUAGUCAACAAUGCUCCAAUGCGAGCUUCACCUACAAGUGCGUCCAGGCCUGGUUAUGACCCUCCAGCUGGACCCUAUGAUGGCGGAUACCGGCCACCUUCAGCCACCGAUCGACGAUUCUUGCAAGCUUCACACGAGGAUCUCGGCAGUGCUUCAGCAGCAUAUGACCAGAGCUACGUUCCGAACAGACGUCGUGAGAGCGCCAUUUUCAUGGGUGGAAUGAUGGGUCCUCACCACCAGGGAUCUAAGAGCCGUUUGCGAGAGGAAACACGGUUCUAA
Fusarium sp. VM40 is the source of this 4470-nucleotide messenger RNA. Lineage: Eukaryota; Fungi; Ascomycota; Sordariomycetes; Hypocreales; Nectriaceae. The record is from the annotation of a GenBank genome assembly.